AUGGACCCCAGGAAACCGGCCAUCCUCCUGGUGGGCGGCGGCGAGGGCAUGGGACCGGUGGAAAGGACGGUGGAAGCUCUCAGCAAGGUUUUGGAUGUGGAAUUCCAGCUUGUCGUUGUCUGCGGAAGAAAUCACAAACUCGUAGAACGGCUGAAGCGAAGGGAGUACCCAGCUGGGAUGCAGGUGCAUGUGAAGGGCUUUGUUGACAACAUGCCAGAGUUCAUGUUUGCGAGCGACAUCAUGAUCACAAAGGCUGGGCCUGGAACCAUUAGUGAGGCGCUCAUCUGCGGACUGCCCAUGAUCCUGAAUGCCUACAUACCCUGCCAAGAGGAGGCCAACAUACCAUACGUCGUUGAGAAUGAGGUUGGUCUCUUUGAGCGCAACCCACACAAGGUGGCGCUCAUCGUAAAGGGCUGGCUGGGAGACCAGGCCGGGCAGCUGCGUGCCAUGGCCCAGCGAUGCAGGAAGCUGGGGCAGCCUGAUGCCCUCUUCAACAUCGUCAGGGAGCUGUCUUCGAUGGUGGCUGCCUGA
Messenger RNA from Auxenochlorella protothecoides, 531 nucleotides. Its product is annotated as putative monogalactosyldiacylglycerol synthase 1, chloroplastic. Lineage: Eukaryota; Viridiplantae; Chlorophyta; Trebouxiophyceae; Chlorellales; Chlorellaceae. Gene Ontology annotation, molecular function: hexosyltransferase activity. The coding region runs from base 1 to 531 and encodes 176 amino acids. The transcript is spliced from 4 exons. The record is from RefSeq and is a predicted model, not a curated record.